AUAAUUAAGUCCUUGGCCUCGCGUUUGAAUUGAAGGAUGAAAACAUUCAACAUUCUGUCAAAACCCCCAAAGUACAUAGGAGGAUCCGGACUGCCGGAGGGGCUCCCGUUUCCUCUCUCUGUGUGACUUGCGAACAAUCAACCAUGACGACCGAAUCCGGCUCAGACUCAGAAUCCAAGCCAGAGCAGGAGGCCGAGCCCCAGGAGGCAGCGGGGGCGCAGGGGCAAGCCGGGGCGCAGCAGCAGGGGCCUGAGCCCAGCGGUGAGGACCAGCAGCAGGCUCUGGAACAGUUCGAGGGCGCGGCACACAGCACCCCCGUGAGGAAGGAGGUCACUGACAAGGAACGGGAGUUCGCUGCUGGGGCUGCAAAACAGCUCGAGUAUCAGCAAUUGGAAGACGAUAAACUUUCUCAGAAAUCAUCUAGCAGUAAACUAUCUCGAUCUCCAUUAAAGAUUGUCAAAAAGCCUAAAAGCAUGCAGUGCAAAGUGAUACUUCUGGAUGGAUCAGAAUAUAUCUGUGACGUGGAGAAACGCUCCAGAGGCCAAGUGCUCUUUGAUAAAGUAUGUGAACAUCUGAACUUGCUAGAAAAAGACUAUUUUGGGCUUACGUAUCGAGAUGCCGAAAACCAGAAGAAUUGGCUGGACCCUGCUAAGGAAAUAAAAAAACAGAUUCGAAGUGGUGCUUGGCACUUUUCAUUUAAUGUGAAAUUUUACCCACCAGACCCCGCCCAGCUCUCUGAAGACAUCACCAGGUACUACCUCUGCCUACAGUUGCGAGAUGACAUCGUGUCCGGAAGGCUGCCCUGCUCCUUUGUCACCCUGGCCCUGUUGGGCUCCUACACUGUCCAGUCAGAACUUGGAGACUAUGACCCAGAUGAAUGCGGGAAUGAUUACAUUAGUGAGUUCCGCUUCGCCCCAAACCACACGAAAGAACUGGAAGACAAAGUGAUCGAGCUGCACAAGAGCCACAGAGGAAUGACGCCAGCAGAAGCAGAGAUGCAUUUCUUGGAAAAUGCCAAAAAGCUGUCUAUGUAUGGGGUCGAUUUACAUCAUGCCAAGGAUUCUGAAGGAGUAGAAAUUAUGCUAGGAGUUUGUGCGAGUGGUCUGUUGAUAUAUCGUGACCGACUGAGAAUAAACAGAUUUGCCUGGCCUAAGGUUCUAAAAAUUUCAUACAAACGGAACAACUUUUACAUUAAGAUCCGGCCAGGAGAGUUUGAACAAUUUGAAAGCACCAUCGGGUUCAAGCUGCCAAACCAUCGAGCUGCCAAACGUUUAUGGAAAGUAUGUGUUGAACAUCACACAUUUUUCAGACUGUUGUUACCAGAAGCACCUCCAAAGAAAUUCCUUACCUUGGGCUCCAAGUUUCGUUACAGUGGCAGGACGCAAGCCCAAACGAGAAGAGCCAGCGCGUUGAUAGAUCGUCCUGCCCCUUACUUCGAACGCUCAUCCAGCAAACGCUACACCAUGUCUCGCAGCUUGGAUGGAGCGUCAGUGAAUGAAAACCAUGAAAUAUACAUGAAGGAUUCUGUGUCUGCUGCAGAGGUUGGUACUGGCCAGUACGCCACAACAAAGGGCAUCUCUCAGACCAACUUGAUCACCACUGUGACUCCGGAGAAAAAGGCCGAGGAGGAACGGGACGAGGAAGAGGAGAGACGGAAGAAGGCAGAGGAAGCCACGCCGGUGGCCGCAGUACGGCACGAGGGAAAGACCGACAGUGAGCGCACGGACACCGCGGCCGAUGGGGAAACCACCGCCACUGAGGAGCUAGAUAAAACUCAAGAUGACCUGAUGAAACAUCAAACCAAUAUUAGUGAGCUGAAAAGAACCUUUUUAGAAACCUCCACAGACACUGCCAUCACAAACGAAUGGGAGAAGAGGCUCUCCACCUCCCCAGUGAGACUAGCCGCCAGGCAGGAGGACGCGCCCAUGAUCGAACCGCUUGUACCCGAAGAGAAAACGGAAACCAAGACGGGGCCCAGCAAAACAGAGCCGGAAACAAGCCAGCACCCCCAGUCACUUAGCGCCGAGAAGGUUGUGCAGGAAACCGUGUUGGUGGAGGAAAGACAUAUCAUGAAUGUGCAUGCGAGUGGGGAUGCUUCUUACGCAGCUGGAGAGGAUGUGGAUGCUGCAGCACAGGCAGCAUCUGCUGAUGCUUCUGGCUUGAAAGGGAAGGAGGGCUCGGCCCUGACAGAGGGGGCUAAAGAGGAAAAGGGGGAGGUGGCUGGCAAAGCUGUCCUCGAACAGGAAGGAACGGCCACUGCUUCCCAUGAGUCAGAGGAGGAGCAGAGUGCAGCAACCCACGUUUCUGAAACUUGGGAACAAAAACCUCAUUUCGAGUCAUCGACUGUGAAGACAGAAACCAUCAGCUUUGGCAGCGUUUCACCAGGAGGAGUAAAGCUCGAAAUUUCUACCAAGGAAGUGCCGGUAGUUCACACAGAGACGAAAACCAUAACAUACGAAUCCUCACAGGUCGAUCCGGGUGCCGAUUUGGAGCCGGGUGUGCUGAUGAGCGCACAGACGAUCACGUCUGAAACCACCAGUACCACCACCACCACCCACAUCACCAAAACUGUGAAAGGAGGCAUUUCAGAGACGAGGAUUGAGAAGCGCAUCGUCAUCACGGGAGAUGCGGACAUUGACCACGAUCAGGCUCUGGCUCAGGCAAUUAAAGAGGCCAAAGAGCAGCACCCUGACAUGUCAGUGACCAAAGUAGUGGUCCAUAAAGAGACCGAGAUCACACCGGAAGACGGAGAGGAUUGACCCCAGGAAUAACUUAGCCUGCACAUGAAUCCAGUCAUGCAAACCAUUAGGAAAACCAGAGCCUAUAUGGAGUCCCCUCUUCUAACCCAACUGACUUGUAUCUGCCCAUGGAAAAUCUCAAUCCGGAAGAACUGACCUUGACCAUUAACAAAGACACUGGCAGAGAGAUCUUCCCAUAAUAAAGCAAUCCGAAUCAGCAUCACGAAACUGAUAUUGCAUGAAGCAACGAUAAAACUACAAAAAGAGUAGCAUUUUUAAUUUCCACCAAGUGUCUAAGUUUUCAGCUAUACCUGCACGUUCAUAACCAACAAUAUAAACCGUGAUCUCAUGUAACACAUAAACAAUCCAUGCCUUUCAUAGUUUAUCCAAGUCUAAACAAAACUGCAGUUUCUUAGGUGACAGACCUUUUGUUUACAGACAGACGAAGAUGACCCUAAAAUGCUAGAAGCUGUCUAGGUCCGAUGGGUCAGGUUUAUCCCAGAUUAGAUGUGCCAAUAACCGAGUUUAUUCAGUAAACAACUUGGAUCUUGUACUUGUUUCACCUGGUUUUAUUACUCCGCCCGUAAACAGCAACGACUCCCGAUCGUCUGGAAAUACUUAAUGCUUACAAUCCUGCUUUGUGUAUCUGACUUAAUCCGUUACCAGGUAGUACUGAUUUUAGCAUAUUAAUGUGAAAUUUCUUCCUCGUUCGCUUUGGUCUGCGUCCAAUCCGGAAAGCUUCCAAGAGUUCCCUGACAAGUCCUAAAUAUACGUGAAUUGUCAUUAUUUGGGGAAGAAAAUCUGUAUUUUUGUUAGUUUACAAUAUUAUGACAUUUCACCCCAGAAAAACCUGUUGGGCUUCUGAUGCUUCGUUUUCUUUCUUCGUUCCUUCCUCCUUGUGUUUUUUUAAGUUGAUUUUUUUUUUCUUUUACUUGAAAAGAAGCGUUUUAUUUCCAAAUCUGGUCCAUAUUUACAAUCUAGUUCAGAGCCAAGCCUUAAAUUGUACAGAAUUUCCACUGUAAUUAAAGUAUUUAGUGUUUAGUUAUAAAUAGCCUUCAAAAAGAUAUAUUCUCCAUUACACUGUCAACUGCAUCACACAGCCCAUGGUGAAUGUAUGUUUCUGCAUAGCAAAAUAAAAAUGGUAAAUGCAUUUAAAGCUCUAA
Prionailurus viverrinus (fishing cat) is the source of this 3901-nucleotide messenger RNA. RefSeq names its product erythrocyte membrane protein band 4.1 like 3 (gene EPB41L3). The transcript has 20 exons. Gene Ontology annotation, cellular component: plasma membrane; cytoskeleton. Lineage: Eukaryota; Metazoa; Chordata; Mammalia; Carnivora; Felidae. Gene Ontology annotation, biological process: cortical actin cytoskeleton organization. Gene Ontology annotation, molecular function: actin binding; structural molecule activity. The record is from RefSeq and is a predicted model, not a curated record. The coding region runs from base 144 to 2759 and encodes 871 amino acids.